This is a messenger RNA of Fusarium poae, 1095 nucleotides long. RefSeq lists its product as uncharacterized. NCBI's taxonomy places the organism in Eukaryota, Fungi, Ascomycota, Sordariomycetes, Hypocreales, Nectriaceae. Bases 1 to 1095 code for a protein of 364 amino acids. The record is from RefSeq and is a predicted model, not a curated record. The transcript is spliced from 4 exons.
AUGAGUAGCGUCUCCGAUUACAAGGUUGCCUCCGUGGCCCUGGGAUUCUCCCUCGGGUUUGGCUUCUUAACAGUAUGGGAGGCUAUGAAGCAAACGAGACGGAACCGCAGCCCGUUGCGAAGUACAUACAUUUACAUGAUCUGGGGAGAGAUCAUAGCCAAUCUGGGUAUUGGUAUACUCGGUUAUCUAUUCCUCAAUGGCAUCAUUCAACCUGGCAUUCCUGUCUUUUUCUUUAUCCUAUUCUUCUGGGUAUUCGAGAUCCAACUGUUAUUCCAAAUCAUCAUCAACAGAAUCAGUAUCAUCGCCGAGUCCCGACAAACAAUCUGGCGCCUUAAAUGGGGCACCGCCUUGGUGGCAACAAUUAUCAACAUUGCUGUAUUCUGCGUCUUUAUACCGGCACACGUUGAUCCGCCGAUCCAGAUUUUUGUUACUAUCAACAAGUAUUGGGAUAGAGCUUCGAAGAUCUUGAUUUGUAUCAUUGAUGCUGCUCUCAAUUGGUACUUUCUCCAUAUCGUCAAAGAAAGGCUUCUAAAAGAGAGCCAUCUCACCAAAUACCAGCCGCUUGUAUCGUUCAACUCCAAACUCAUGGCUGUAUCUGUUGCUAUGGACAUACUGCUUAUCGGCCUUAUGUCCCUACCAAACCAGACAGUCUUUAUCCAGUUCCACCCCGUUGUAUACCUGGUCAAGCUCAACAUCGAAAUGUCCAUGGCUUCCAUGAUCACACACCUAGCCCGAAAGAAGAUGACGGACGAACUCUACCCCUCAAACUCAUACUCCAACACCCCGAAAGUCCAAAGCUCCAAGAACGGCGCACAGGAUAAGACUCCAACAUACGGCGUAUCUAUAGAAAUGACGCACAAGUCAAAAGCCGGUUCAACCUCGAAAGCAUCGUUCGACGACGAUUCCGAUAUGCCCGAGACCUCGAAUGGCAUCCACCGACGUAUCGACGUCAAGAUUGAGACAGAGCCAGCCAAACAUGAACGGAAGGGCAGCAAGUUCAGUCCAGUCGAGGUUGAGCUACCAUCGCCUCGGGGCGAAGGGCGACCUAAGAGGAGUCGCUAUGAACAGAUUGAGCGAGGUCAAGGAGGCGCAUGA